GCCACACCUUGUUGCCAUGCCCAGUUGCCUCCAGUUAUGUUGCCAUUUGGUAGUGCAGUGCGCGUCUCGGACACGGCGCUGCGCUCUCGGCGCUCCUGCCGCUCUGCUCGUCUGAAAGCACACUCCGCCCUCCCUCCAGCUCCCAUCUCCACCUCCACCUCAGCCAGCGCCGAAACCGCACCACAGACAGGAGACAGGACGUUCAUCCGCCGUCUGCGCUUGUAGCCGAGGCACGCCGUUCCCAACCGGACCUCUCAAGCCAAGGAGGGUCUGAAGACCGCUCAGUCCCGGAGGCGCGUCCCGCUCAGCCGUCAUCAUCAGCUCCGCGCAACCGCUCCGUUCCGUUCCGCGCCGGGCUCGUCCGCUCGUUUCCCCCCUGGAGAACAGCUUAUCUCUUGGAAGCUGGAUGAAUUAUUGGAGAGUUGUGAACAAGUGCGAGAAGAAAGCUGCGGCUCGGGAUCUUCUUCCUCGCUGCGUCCAGGGAAGACAAGACUCAGCCAGAGUUGUGGACGAUAAUGGAGGGGACGUCCCUGAUUCUUCCUUUUCUUAUUUUACUGAUGCAAUGUUCCCUCUCCGUUUCCGUCACCGUGUCGACCAACGGGCACAAGGUGGAGGUGCGCGAGUUUUCAGAUGCGGUGCUGUCCUGCAUGUUCCACACAGAGAAAGACCAAAAUCCACGCAUCGAGUGGAAAAAGAAGGGGAGAGAUGUUUCCUUCGUGUACUAUGAUGGACACUUCAGAGGUGCCUUUGAGGGCCGGGCGAGCAUUGACGGGGCCACAGUGACGCUGCGAAAGGUGACCCAGGAGGACGCUGGGGAGUACCGUUGUGAGAUCAGUGCUCCUUUGGACACGGUCAGCCUGGGCGAGACCAACAUCACACUCAAAGUCUUGGUGCCCCCGCACACCCCGUCCUGUGAGAUCCCCAGCGGGGCAGUGACGGGCUCAGUGGUGCAGCUGCGCUGUAGGGACCAGCAGAGCAUCCCGCCUGCUACAUACUCCUGGUUCAAGGACAGCCAGCCGAUCAGCCCGGCACGCCACGCCAACGCCUCCUAUCUAAUCAACUCACACACAGGAAUACUGGAGUUUAAAGCUGUGGCCAAACAGGACACGGGCCGAUACAGCUGCCUGGCUUCGAACGGCGUUGGACCGCCCAAGAUGUGCGAGGGCAAGCUCAUGACGAUAGAGGACAUCAACGUCUCGGCCGUGGUGGCUGCGGUUGUGGUGGUCUGCCUGGUCGUCUUGGUCUGUGGAUGCGGGGGAUUCCUCUUGCACCGCAACGGAUUCUUCAGCCCAGGACACAGAGGAAGGUCAUUUUGGAUCUCCCAGUGUCCUGGUGCAGCCCACAUCAGCAGCCAAACCCUGCACAGAACAGAGGACACGUCCAAUGUCAACUACAUCCCUCCACCCCAAGAACCCCAGGAUUUCAAACACACCCAGUCAUUCAUGCUCUGACUCCUUUUGAGAAGACAUCAUCCUUGUGAUAAGGUGCCAACACUGGAUUCUCUGGAUUCAUUUCCCUCUCUGGACUCUGAAUGAGAUUUGAUCUUCCAAUUUUGUGCUAAUUUCAAUCUUCCUCUACCACUCCUCUCCGGAUGGGUUAUGGCAAGCAAAUUUGCAAGGCUUCUUCUUACUCUCUUGCUUUGCUGUGUGGGUCGUCUCUGUCGUUGACGUUUUCUGCUCUUCUGGGAAUAAGUACACUUUCGUGGCACUCUGCUCCCCCCUGGUGGUCAGAUGUCGAAAUUCCAAUUGAUAUUUUCCAAACGAUCCAGGGAGCAGCAGAGCUUUCCCCACACCUUGUUUCUUCCCUCUGCAGGCCUGUCCUUCCUUUUUUUUAAAACUACCUUUGUUUUUCUUUACCAAAGACUGACUAUUUCCUUUAAGAUUUAUUUGCUUUAAGAUAUUCAAUCAUCACAAGGGAGAUCUCCUUAAAGCCAAAUAGAAAGUAUUAUUUUCAAUCUACACGAACGUAAAUGCCGUUUACCUCAGCAUCCAUCUGCCACAUAAGAUCCUCAUGAUCUUAGUAACAAUAUGGAAUCAGACCAAGAGAACAGGAAGUCACUCCAGCCAAUUAUACUGAGACCAACCCCAUUCCAUCCUAAUGUGCCUGCAUGGUCUUUUUCUAUAUAUAAAUAUUAUAUAUACCUUGUGCCUUUUUAAUUUGUCUGUCAUAUUUAUCUAUGGAUCACAGUUUUUUGUAAAGAACUUGCCUUACUUUUCUGUCUUUAUAUUUUUGUGCCACGAUGUUUAUCAAAACCGAGUGUCUGUUUUUAGCGUGUGAAUGGAUUGUUCAGAGUUUUAUUUGAAUGGUGUAGCAGUAAUAAAAGGUUUUUCUAUUCAAAACCCAACUUUAUCAUUAUUAUUGUGAUUACAAACAGUGCUAUUUUGCCCCUCCAAGUUUAAAUUAUCCCAGGUUUUGACAGACAUGAGGAAAACUGCACUUUCUGUCUAUGCACCUGGGUGUUGAGUGAUCUGCAAAAAUGUCUAAAAUGAGACACAUCUAUAUCCACUCCGCUGAAAGGAAUGG
This is a messenger RNA of Scatophagus argus, 2523 nucleotides long. It is a transcript of the gene jam2a, whose product is annotated as junctional adhesion molecule 2a. The coding region runs from base 516 to 1451 and encodes 311 amino acids. Gene Ontology annotation, biological process: leukocyte tethering or rolling. The transcript has 11 exons. Gene Ontology annotation, cellular component: cell surface; tight junction; protein complex involved in cell adhesion. The record is from RefSeq and is a predicted model, not a curated record. NCBI's taxonomy places the organism in Eukaryota, Metazoa, Chordata, Actinopteri, Scatophagidae.